GAUGUUCACUUGGAUGAAAGUGAUUUAAUUGUCGAGACUACUUCUGGAUUGGUGAGAGGAGGCUAUGGCGAAAGAACUUAUGUUGGGAACAAACCCCUGUAUUGGUUCAGGGGUAUUCCCUUUGCUGAGCCACCAGUCGGAAAUUUAAGAUUCCAGCCGCCCAUUCCAAUGGCAAAAUGGGAAGGGGUCAAAAAUGUUUUUGAAAAACAACCAGAAUGUCUGCAAGGAGGAGAAGAUAACAUUAUCGGAAGCGAAGAUUGCCUCUUUUUGAAAAUAUACACCACAGUAUUGCCUAAGGAACAGAAGAAACUACCAGUUAUGGUAUGGAUAUACGGAGGCGCAUUCUUCGCAGGAUAUCCCAACUUUACCAGACACAGCCCCGACCUAUUGUUGGACCAAGACGUAAUCAUAGUUGGCUUACAUUAUAGAGUGGGAAUUUUCGGUUUUCUCUCCACAGGAGACUUAGUCGUGCCAGGAAACAACGGACUUAAAGACCAAAUCCUCGGGUUGAGGUGGAUUAAGGAAAAUAUAGAACGAUUUGGAGGAGAUCCCGAUAAUAUAACUAUAUUUGGACAGAGCGCUGGAUCAGCCUCCAUAGGAUAUUUGUUGCAAACACCGCAAACAAAAGAUAUAUUAAGAAUAGUUCUUGCAACAUAUGACCUACAACCCUCCAGACUUGUUCCAAUUGACAUGAAUAUACCAAAUAUUUUAAUACGCAGUUCCGUUGGAAGACAAAUAAAAACUCAGUAUUUUGGAAGUCGGUUGAUAGCCACAUCGAAUUUCGAAGUUAUGGAAUUCAUCAGCAACGACCAGUUUGCUAGGCCAAUACAAGAAACGGCGCGUCUCUAUUCAAAGUACAAUCCCGUUUACUUCUACAGAUUUUCACAUGAAGGUCCUUUAUUUGGUGUUAGCAACAGAAAUUUCCCCGGAGUGGGGCAUACAGAAGAUUUGGGAUACAUAUUCGACUAUGGAUACCAAGGGUCGGAGGUGGAUUACCUAGUUAGAUCGCAGAUGGUCAAAUUAUGGACCAAUUUCGCUAAAACCGGAAAUCCAACACCUGAAUAUGACCCACUUUUGCAAGGAAUUCAAUGGCCAUUACUUACUGAAAACAACCUGGACUAUUUGGAAAUAGAUAGAGGCCUUCAAGCACUGACAAAGCCAGACUUCCUCACUUCUUCUUUCUGGAAGACCCUCUAUAACAGAAACGGCAACCCUCCAUACGGCACUUACUAAACAAGACAUAAAAUUGCUAAUGUUUAUAUUUGGAACCAGUACCUAUAUGUAUAUGCAUAUACAGAGAAAAUGUAAUUAUAAAGUGAUAAUAACUUUAAAUGUUACCAUAAUCAAGAAACUCCAUAAUAACGAUUUAAGUAUCUGUUUCUUAUUCCUAUACAGAAUGAUAAAAUGAAAAUAAAUGUAACAAAUAAAUAU
Molecule: messenger RNA, 1431 nt
Organism: Anoplophora glabripennis (Asian longhorned beetle)
Lineage: Eukaryota; Metazoa; Arthropoda; Insecta; Coleoptera; Cerambycidae
Product: bile salt-activated lipase
Exons: 6
Coding region: 169-1233 (354 amino acids)
Source: RefSeq, a predicted model, not a curated record